Messenger RNA from Malaya genurostris, 2354 nucleotides. Its product is annotated as retinaldehyde-binding protein 1-like. Gene Ontology annotation, cellular component: membrane. Gene Ontology annotation, molecular function: phosphatidylinositol bisphosphate binding. The transcript has 3 exons. Bases 512 to 1411 code for a protein of 299 amino acids. The record is from RefSeq and is a predicted model, not a curated record. Lineage: Eukaryota; Metazoa; Arthropoda; Insecta; Diptera; Culicidae.
GGAACAUUUACCAAUAGGACCGAGGUCUGGCGCAUUCAGACAACAAGGGAAAGAGUGUAAGUGUUGGGGGGCAGACAGAUAAGAACGUUCCGCCGAAGCGUUCAAUAGCUGGUUCGCGCUGCAUGCGAUAAGGAUAAGCGUACUUUCUUCCACUGAACUUUGGAGGUCCGAUUGGUCAACACCAUCCUGGUGCUGGCGAGGGGAUUUGGAACUGAUAAACCACGAACGGUCCGAGCUUUCUUGUGUUUGUGUGUGUGUUUUUAUAUUUACAUAUUCUAAGUGAAAAGUUUUUCCUUUUCUACUGUUCAGAUUGGAUGAGAUAGGAACUCAAUGUGUCUUCGACUAGUAAGUGAUUAACGUCGGGAGUUGGUUAAGCAGUUGCUAAUCUGGCUUCCCUCUGAACGGAUCGCCGUAGAAAAAAAAACGCUUUUUAGUGGUCCUGCUCAGGACUUGGUGCUCUGAACGAGAUUAGUGUUUAGUAGUUUUGACAGUUAUUGCUAUUGGUUUUAAAAUGCCGUUAAAAUUCGACAUCGACACCGAACCACCAACGCCCGAACUACUCGAGGUAGCCCGCAAGGAACUUCGUGAAACACCGGAAGUACGCGAAGCGGCUAUCAAAGAACUGCGCAGCCUGCUAAAGGAAGCGACCGAUCUGCACUACAAGGAUGACGACGAAUUCCUGUUGAUUUUUCUGCGCCCGUGCCAUUUCUACCCGGAAAGUGCUAUCAAAAUGAUGCGCCGCAUAGCCGAAUUCAAGAAGAACUACCACAAUCUGUUGCAUAAUCUGAUGCCGGAGGACGAGAAGCGCGCCUUCACCGAACACAACGUGGUUAACGUGAUGGCCAACCGGGACCAGAAGGGACGCCGAGUGCUACUGGUGAAUGUCGGUGCCCUGUGGGAUCCGAAACAGGUCAGCUCCGAACAGCUGUUCCGAUUGUUCUACAUCAUUCACCUGAUCGCCCAGUUGGAACCGGCGACGCAAAUCAACGGCGCUGUGGUCGUGAUGGAUUUCGAUGGUCUUUCGCUCAAACAGGUCCGGGCUCUCUCGCCGUCCUUUUCCAUGCUGCUGUUGACCUUCAUCCAGGAGGCCCUGCCGUUGCGACUGAAGGAAGUUCACAUCAUCAAGCAGCCGUUCAUCUUCAAAAUGGUGUGGGCCCUGUUUAAGCCUUUCAUCAAGGAGAAGCUCAACAAACGAAUCUUUUUCCACGGUAGCGACAUGCGUAAGAUUCACCGGUUUAUCGACCCGGACCGGCUGCCCGGGAACUACGGUGGCACACUGCCGAUGAUGGACUACGGGGGCCGCGAUUGGUAUCCCUGUGUGUUCCGCUAUAUCGACCACAUCAACGAGUGGAACACGUUCGGUCUGGUCAGUGAUCCCGGAUUGCAGAAAUAUUUCGAAAAGAAAUUGUAACACUUAAAGCUUUUGGCUUGAAUUUCGUUCUCCGAAGAAGCUCAAAAUUAUUUCGGAAUAUCCAAACUUAAACUUUUUCUCGAAUAUCCCAAUGACUGAAGUAUUUUAAAAUCCACUUAAGUGCUAGCUAAUUUGUAGUCAAAAUAUUUUGUCUGAAUAAACAUUUUUAGAAACCAUUAAGGGCUGUUAUUAUUUGUAAUAGUGUCCAAUGACGUUUCAAUUGACUUAGUAGUCAGGGAAGGAAACGACAGACUUAUCUUACUGUAGUCUCUUGGAUCGGAGAAAUUCAUUGGAUGAAUUAGUUUUUGAUUUAAAAAAAAAUGUUUGUUGGGACGAUAAAAAUUUUGAUUGUCGAGGAUCCAAGUAGGCUGCAUUAAAAGCGAUAGUCUCGAUAGUCAUUGUAUUCAAACAAAUACAUACAAAGAACGUCGAUGAACAUUUCUUUAUCUCCCUUCACUUGACCUUGAAAACGCAUCGGUCAAAACACGAACGGAACGGAACUUGUAUCAAUUCGGUUUGAACUUUUUUAUUGUUUCUGUUCACUUUUUUUAGUGACCUAUUUUGCAACAGCUUCUAGUGAAGUGAUCGCGAUGCCGCUCUACUAUUCAAUGACCAUGUUCAUAGUGAAAGAUGCGAAUUUAUAACGAUUCCAGACAUACUUCCUUCUUCUAAAAAUAAACCACAAUCAGAUGAAACGUCACUCUUGUUUACUAUUUGCUCACAAUCGGUGACCUAUUGCGAAUGAUUGACAUUUUCGACACAAGCGUCAGAGCAGAUUGUUGCCAUUCAAUUUACGCAUCACACGCAGUAGGCCGCCCCCUUAAAAAGGGAAUUGCGUCUUCUUGGGUUUUGUUAUUUUUCCAUCAAUCACCCGAGCCUUUUGAAACCAUCAUUGUCCAUUGAACUGAAACUGAUUUUCGCUAAUCCAAUCACAUUCCUUCUG